AUGAAGCUCACCAUCCUUAUCGCUGCUGUGCUCGUUACUGGUGCUCUGGCUGAGACUCACACCGUCGUGUUCAAUAAUUUAUGCGGUCGAGGUGUACCUACUUUGAAGCGAAACGGUGUAACAUUGUCAACUGGGGGAGCCUUCACCUCCAACGGCCCUUUGAUUGCUGCCAUUGCCUACCUCGACGUUGGUUGUGGUGCUGAUGGACAAGGAUGCACCAUGGUUGAGACUACUCUUGUCAACCCCACUACGCCAGGAUCUGGCUCUAGCACAGAUAUCACCUUGAUCCUCCCUCACUCGUUCUCCGUAACCACUGGAUUCGGAUAUUUCAAUGGCUGCAACGGUGCAGGAGCUGAUUGCACCAGCGCCAACUGCCCCACUGCGUUUCACGACCCAAACAAUACCCAUGUUCAAGUUGCGUGCCAAAGUGACAAUGUCAAUCUGGUCAUCACAUUCUGUGAAUAG
This is a messenger RNA of Lentinula edodes (shiitake mushroom), 465 nucleotides long. RefSeq lists its product as uncharacterized. Bases 1 to 465 code for a protein of 154 amino acids. The record is from RefSeq and is a predicted model, not a curated record. The transcript has 10 exons. NCBI's taxonomy places the organism in Eukaryota, Fungi, Basidiomycota, Agaricomycetes, Agaricales, Omphalotaceae.